Cygnus olor (mute swan) is the source of this 4040-nucleotide messenger RNA. RefSeq names its product F-box and leucine rich repeat protein 4 (gene FBXL4). Bases 1318 to 3180 code for a protein of 620 amino acids. NCBI's taxonomy places the organism in Eukaryota, Metazoa, Chordata, Aves, Anseriformes, Anatidae. The record is from RefSeq and is a predicted model, not a curated record. Gene Ontology annotation, cellular component: SCF ubiquitin ligase complex. The transcript is spliced from 9 exons. Gene Ontology annotation, molecular function: protein binding. Gene Ontology annotation, biological process: SCF-dependent proteasomal ubiquitin-dependent protein catabolic process.
GGCAGGGGACCUAUUAUUUUUGUUAUUGUUUUAAUUCUUCUUUUAGAAGAAGAGGUUGGGGAAUUUGCUGCUAUUUUCCCAGUGCCUUUUCUAAAAGAUGGUUCAACAGGGUGUUUGGGGGAAAUGUGACAUUAUUUGGUUUUGGCAUUCCAGCAGAGCUUAAAAUGAAUCCCGAAUACCAUCUUACACAUUUCCUCCUGCACUGAAUGUCAGGAGCAAUUCAUGUUGCUGACAGCUAUGUCAACAUGUGAAACUGAAUGAAGGACAGGAACUAAACAAAAAGCUAAUAAUAGAGGAGGCAAGAAAGUGAGAAGUGAACACUUCAUUAGGAAACUUUCUCGCUGUCAUGAGUAAGAGGAUGGCAUAGUGCAGCCUGCCUUAUCUGUUACUGCAUGCGCCGUGUUGACAGCGUUCAAACGGCGAGAGCGGUUUGUACGUGCGUUUUGUGAGUAUGGGAAACAAGCAAGUUACCCAAGAAAUAUGCACAGUGGACUUAUAUUGAGGCAUACAAAUGCCACUUUGAUUCCUCUCCAUCUUGCUUAUUUAUUUACCAUAGUUUAAACUUGUGCUUUCAAAAGAUCUGCAAGGUACGGCCCGAUGUGUACCCAUUUUGAAUGGUAAAUAAGGUGGUUUGUCUCCCAGGCAAGGAGAGGCAUCGUGUUAAUUGUUGUUUGGUGCAUCUUCUGCUAUUAGAGAGUCAUUGCUGAUGGCUCAGUGGUUACCACAGGAUACGCGCUGUGGUAUGUAAGUGUAUGCUGGUUAGUGUAAACUAACCGGCAGCUCCAGUAAGGGCUGUUGGAGACGUGUUUAUUCUAUUCUGAGAUAUGCUUCGUCAUCCCUGUUCUGGCCUGUAACAGGUUACAGGCGCUGCUCUCUGUUUUUCCUAGUAGAGCUGGCAAACAAGCUAUUCAGGAGGCCAGCAGAGAAACAGUCGGCGUACUGGAGGGGAUGAUUCUGGAGCGCUGUGUUACUGCCCGGGUGCGUUGUGUACCGCCAGCAGAAAUCAGAGAACGCGGUCCCGGUUCUGCUGUGUGUGGGUAAAUCUGACUGUUUGCAUCACGCAGAAUUAAAAUGCUUUCUAUGGGGACUUCUGCUUCUGAUGCCAGGACUCUUCUGAAGACUUACUUUGUUGUGUGGCUUAAAGGAAGAUGAUACUGUUAAUGAAUUGUGAGCAUCCUUCAGGAGGCUGGUGACCCUUCAAUCAUUGGUUAAUGCUGUCAUGGACAACUUCAAAGGCAGUUUUGCAAAACACCACAAGCAGUUAAUGCACCUUAUAAAGGACUCCUGACCUUUUGCAGCUUCGUAAGUCGUAUCUAGAUGUCACCAGUGUUUCCCAUGUUAACAGUCCUGAGCAUGUUUUACUAUAUGUGCCUUCGGCGCCGAGCUAGGACAGCUACGAGAGGAGAGAUGAACAGCCGGAGGGCUAUUGAAUCGAACACCCGGGCCUUACCUAUCAAUGUUGAAAUAGUUCAGUAUGCCAAAGAAGUAUUGGAUUUCAGCUCCCAUUAUGGUAGUGAAAACAGCAUGUCAUAUACCAUGUGGAAUUUAGCAGGUAUACCAAACGUGUACCCUAGCUCCGGUGACUUUACUCAGACGGCCGUAUUUCGAACUUACGGGACCUGGUGGGAUCACUGUCCUAGUGCUCGACUGCCCUUCAAGAGGACGCCCACCUCCUUCUGCAGCCAGGACUAUGUGGAACUCGCUUUUGAGGAGCAAGUUUAUCCCACCGCAGUGCACAUUCUGGAAACAUACCAUCCUGGAGCUGUAGUUCGGAUAUUGGCUUGCUCUGCAAAUCCUUACUCACAAAACCCCCCAGCUGAAGUAAGAUGGGAAAUCCUUUGGUCCGAGGCACCUACAAAAGUGAGUGGUCCCCAGGCUCGGCAAUUCACACCUUGUAUCAAACAAAUAAACUUCCCCACAAACUUAAUUCGAGUGGAAGUGAACAGUUCUCUUCUGGACUAUUACACUGAAUUAGAUGCAGUAGUACUACACGGCGUGAAAGAGAAACCUGUGCUUUCACUGAAGACUUCAAUGAUUGAUAUGAAUGAUAUUGAUGAAGAUGAGGAUGAAGAGAAGUAUGGCUGUGGAAUGGACACUCUUAACAAACAGUUCAGCAUUGUUACCCUCAGGGAAUGGCCGACUAAUGGGUAUUUUGACAAGCUGCCUUAUGAGCUCAUCCAGUUGAUUUUGAGUCACCUUACAGUACCAGACCUGUGUAGACUAGCACAAACUUGUAAGCUACUGUAUCAACAUUGCUGUGAUCCUCUGCAGUACAUUCAUCUCAGUUUACAACCUUACUGGGCGAGGAUUAAUGACACCUCUCUGGAAUACCUACAGUCUCGCUGCACUCUCAUCCAGUGGCUGAAUUUAUCUUGGACUGGAAACAGGGGAGCCAUUUCUGUUUCUGGAUUUAGCAGGUUCUUAAAAGUCUGUGGCUCUGAACUCGUUCGUCUUGAGUUGUCUUGUGGCCAUUUCCUGAAUGAAACAUGUUUGGAGGUCAUUACUGAAAUGUGUCCAAAUCUUCAGGAAUUAAAUCUCUCAUCAUGUGAUAAAAUACCACCUCAGGCUUUCAACCACAUAGCCAAAGUGGGCAGCCUAAAGCGUCUCAUUCUUUACCGAACAAAAGUGGAGCAAACAGCCCUGCUCAGUAUCCUGAACUUCUGCUCAGAGCUUCAGCACCUCAGUCUGGGCAGUUGCGUCAUGAUUGAAGACUAUGAUCUUAUAGCAAGCAUGAUGGGAGCAAAAUGUAAAAAGCUUCGCAGUCUGGAUCUGUGGAGAUGUAAAAACAUAACUGAAAGUGGAAUAGCAGAACUGGCUUCAGGCUGCCAGCUUUUGGAAGAACUUGAUCUUGGCUGGUGCCCUACAUUACAGAGCAGUACAGGCUGUUUCGCAAACCUUGCACGUAAACUCCCGAACUUACAAAAGCUCUUUCUUACGGCCAACAGGUCCGUGUGUGACACGGACAUUGAAGAGCUUGCAGCUAACUGUACUCAUUUACGGCAGCUAGAUAUAUUGGGGACAAGGAUGGUAAGCCCUGCAUCUUUAAGAAAAUUGCUGGAGUCUUGUAAAGAUCUUUCUUUACUCGAUGUGUCCUUCUGUUCACAGAUUGAUAAUAGAGUUGUCCUAGAACUGAAUGCCAACUUUCCUAACGUGUUCAUAAAAAAGAGUUUCACCCAGUGACUCACUACAUAUGCUGCUAUGGAAUUCGUUUGACAGUUAUUUCCUGUGAAUUUGUGCUGACUUUUUUAAGAAGAGUAUAAAUUCCCUAUGAAAUAGUGGAGAGUAUUAAUUAUCUGCACAAAUGGGUAAAAUACAUUUAAGUAUAUUAUGCAUUUCUUAGAGUUGAUAUUGUACCUAAUAAUUGUUUAUUCUGUUAACUUGUGGCACUGCAUGUGUUUAAAUACUUGCCAUAUAUGUGGUUUUAAUGACAAGAAAAUGAAAAACAUCUUAAAUAUCCCUUUAUAGGGCGUUAUAGACAGUAGACUAUGUUAAUAUCUAGACAAAAGAAAAUGUUGAAUAUUUAGCAGUAAGAAAAAGAUGGGUGCUUCCUUUUAUGUAUAUGUGUGUGUGUAUGUAUAUAUAAAUGUUUACAGAUAUACAUACACACAUACUGUAGCGUUUUAGUUUGUUCUGCAGUGUAAGAUCUUAUGAUCAGGCCUAGAAUUUUUUUAUUUGAAAAACUGCGUAAGCUUCUGUAAGAAUGGAUUGAAGAGACACUUUGUCUUCUUCCUUUUUUUUGGCAAUGAACUGUAUCUGAUACAUUUUUCUCCCUUCCUCCAUCUGAAAUAGAUGUAGUGAUGUUUUACAGUCCAGCCUAAGCGACACAACAGAUAAAAGCAAGAACCUUCCACCUGAACUUAUAGCAGAAACGAGAGAGAAAAUUGCCAGCUGCUUCUUGGUAUUGGAUAUAAAGUUUGAGCCAGGUACUUAGUGUCAUAACUGAUGGUGUGUAGAAAACUCCACAGCAAUUUUCUUUUCAAAUUUCUGUCAUGGUGAAGACUGUUGGUUUGUGAUACAUCUGUUUAUCAUGUCAAGUACCA